This is a messenger RNA of Petromyzon marinus (sea lamprey), 4560 nucleotides long. Lineage: Eukaryota; Metazoa; Chordata; Hyperoartia; Petromyzontiformes; Petromyzontidae. The record is from RefSeq and is a predicted model, not a curated record.
CUUAACGUCAUAGCCCCUCCUGUCACUCCACCCCCCCCACCAGCUUACAGUGAAAGAUGGCAGCGGUGGAGGCGGAGAGCGUUGAGACGGCAGCGGAGCACGAGCGGAUCUUGCGCGAGAUCGAGAGCACGGACACGGCGUGCAUCGGCCCCACGCUCAGGUCGGUGUACGAUGGCGCGGAGCACCAGCGCUUCCUGGAGAAGCUCGAGGCUCGGAUCAAGAGCCAUGACCGCGAGAUCGAGAAGAUGUGCAACUUCCACUACCAGGGCUUCGUCGACUCCAUCACGGAACUGCUCAAAGUGCGCAGCGAGGCCGGGAAGGUGAAGUGUCAAGUCGUUGCCACCAAUAAACAACUGCAGGAAGCUGGAAAGGAGCUCGUGACAGAGAUGGAGGAGCUGACGCGGUGUCGAGUCCAGCAGCGGAACAUCGCCACCACGGUCGACAAACUCAACCUCUGCCUGCCCGUAUUGGAAAUGUACAGCAAGCUUAAAGAGCAAAUGAAAGCAAAAAGGUACUACCCGGCGCUGAAGAUGCUGGACGUGCUGGAGCAGGAGUACCUGCCACUCGUGUCCCAGUACCGCUUCUCGCGCCUCAUGCUCGACACGCUGCCCCGACUGCGCCAGGAGAUUCGCGACGUCUCCAUGUCCGACCUCAACGACUUCCUGGAGAGCAUCCGCAAGCACUCGGACAAGAUCGGCCAGAUGGCCAUGAAGCAGGCUCAGAGCCAGCGGAGCCUGGACAGCGCCGUGCACCAGCGGCAGAAGAGCGCGGAAGCCCAGAGAGGUCGCGGCAGGGAGGUCGGGCCCGGCUCGGACGCCGAGCCGGCCGGAAACAGUCCCGCGUCCGAGCAGGACUCGGGCAUCCUGGACGAGGAUGAGGAGGAGGAGGAAGAGGAGCUCGAGGAGGAGGUGCUGAAUGCGCAGGACCUUGUUGACUUCUCGCCAGUCUAUCGCUGCUUACACAUCUACACCGUGCUGGGUGCGCGUGACACGUUUGAAAACUAUUACCGCAAUCAGAGGAGGCAGCAGGCCAGAUUGGUGUUACAAGCACAGUCCAACAUGCACGAAACCCUAGAAGGCUACAAGAAAUAUUUCAACCAGAUUGUCGGGUUUUUUGUGGUUGAAGACCACAUUUUGCACACGACGCAAGGGCUGGUAAACCGGGCGUACAUGGACGAGCUCUGGGACAUGGCCCUCUCCAGGAUCAUCGCAGUCCUGCGCACACACUCUUCCUACUGCACAAACCCUAACCUGGUUCUUGACUUGAAGCAUCUCAUUGUUCUGUUUGCCGACACUGUGCAGGGUUAUGGCUUUUCCAUGAACCAACUGUUUGACCUGCUGUUGGAGAUCCGGGACCAGUACUGUGAGAUUCUGCUGAAGAAGUGGGCUGCCGAAUUCCGGGCAAUAUUUGAGAGAGAUAACUUUAGCCCAAUUCCAGUGAACAAUGACGAGGAAUAUCGGAAAAUAGUUAGCCAGUUCCCCCUGAUGGAUGCAGAAUUGGAGAAGCAAACCUUCCCAAAGAAAAUCCCGUUUUCGCAGUUCGUGCCCAGCAUUUACACGCAGGUGAAGGAAUUCAUCUACGCCUGCCUUAAGUUCUCCGAAGAUCUCCAUCUCAGCUCCACUGAGAUCGAUGAUAUGAUCCGGAAAUCGGCAAACCUUCUGCUAAGCAGAGUCCUCAGCAGUUCUCUGCAAAACCUCAUCCGGAAACCCAACAUUGGUCUGACCGAGCUCGUGCAGAUCAUCAUCAACACGACCCACCUGGAGCAGUCCUGCAAAUACCUGGAGGAUUUCAUCACCAACAUCACCAACGUCUCCCCAGAGACCGUGCACACCACCAAGCUCUACGGCACCUCCACCUUCAAGGACGCACGGCACACGGCGGAGGAGGAGAUCUACACGAAGCUGCACCAGAAAAUCGACGAGUUCCUGCAGCUCGCCGACUACGACUGGAUGCUGCCUGAGCCCAACGGGCACGCCAGCGACUACCUCAUGGACCUCAUCAACUUCCUGAGGAGCACUUUCGCCGUCUUCACGCACCUGCCUGGCAAGGUGGCUCAGACCGCCUGCAUGUCCGCGAGCAAGCACCUGGCGUCGAGGCUCCUGCAGCAGAUCCUGGACGUGGAGGUGAAGCAAGUGACCAUGGGGGCGAUCCAGCAGUUCAACCUCGACCUGGUCCAGUGCGAACUGUUUGCCAGCUCCGAGCCAGUGCCAGGACUGCAGGGAGACACCCUCCAGCUGGCGUUCAUCGACCUGAGACAACUGCUGGACUUGUUCAUGGUCUGGGACUGGUCCACGUACCUGGCUGACUACGGGCAUCCCAACAACAAGUAUCUGCGUGUCAACCCAAACACGGCUCUCAUCCUUCUCGAAAAAGUUAACAAGGGGAUGAAAGACCACACCCGCAAGAGCAACAUCUUUGCACAGUUCCGGAAGAACGAGCGGGAUAAGCAGAAGCUAAUCGAGACGGUGGCGAAACAGCUCCGAAGCCUGGCCAACGGGACCGCCCACCACAGCUAGUCCACGCAUGCUGCCGUACGCGAUCGUGCCCAACUCAAACCAUCCGACCCAACCCGACCUCCACCGGCUGGACUGGAGCUCUGCGAAUCCUUACGGAAAAACUGCAACCUCCAGAGAACUCGACGCUUCCCCGAAGGAUUUCGUUUGUGUUUUUUCAAAAUAAUGCCUGUGGUGCCGCCCCGGGUCGGACACCGGGAGAGAUGACUCGCGUCACUCCGCUUUUGCCUCUUAAUCGACGGGGAGCGACGCGGAGACGUCCGCGGCCCUAAAACCGAGACACGGCCCUCUGCCGCCGCCGACAUUCACAGUGAGCGGCUUUGGGAUCGCCCUAAAUCCUCCGGCGAGCGGAGAGCGAGCGCCACAACUCCCCCUCUACCCCACGCCUCGAGUGCGUAAUUCCCCACGCGGUCAUGCGGCCAAAUCUCACGCGAGCAACUCUCACGGCUGCUGGAGAGAGUUAACCUUUUGCCGAGUGCCUGCGCAAGUAACCGUCUAUCCGUCCUUCUUCUCCUCCCCUGUCAUGGUGGGGUGGGGUGGGGGAGAGAUUUUUAAUUUUUACGGCAUGACUCUAUCGGUUUGGUUUUUUUCAAGAAAUCAUGUUGCCAAGCAGUUUGCUGCUGCUGCUGCUGCUGCUACUGAUGCCACCACCACCACCACCGUGAAGCGGAAGAGACGUCACUUCUGAGCUUCGGGACUCUGUCCUGCUGCGGCACGGCUGCGAGCUGCAGGGUCCUUGGUCGUUUUCAGCUCCCGAGUCAGGAAUAAUGGACGCUCACUCAUUCGUGGAGUGGGGGGGGGGGGGGGGGUGGGGGGAUUGGGCGGCGAGCGGGCGGGCGUUUUUUGUUCCUGUUGCUGUCGCCGCUUGGAAACGUUUGCAUACUCGAAAGGAAAAAAUAAAAUAGAGUACACAAAUGAAAUCGGAUGAUGCGGCUGCAAAGCCAUAGAGGUUCAUAGAACUCGCCCCCAAGGCUUGACAAUUCGCAAGGGCAGAGUGGAAAAAAAAAGUCCGUUUUGACUAUUGAGGGUAAGUACCAGGUGAAAGAAAACAUACCUGGCUUGAAAUUGACAAAUUCCAGACCCAAUAUUUACUACAACAUAAUGACCACCCCAUUGUAUAAACUUCAAAAGAUAAGCACACUCCUCCAGGGGGGGGGAGGGGGGGGGUGUGGAGGCGAAGGGGUUGGGGGGGGGGCGGGGAGACGUUCAGUUCACGGCUUAUGCGAGAGUGUGGGCCGACCAGAGUGUGCCAGUAUGAAACCGUGCGUUUUGGUCUUCCGCGGAUUCUGCCGUCACACUCAUCGUUCUCACCGCGCCCCACGGAUGCGAGACGGGUCCGUCAGUUUUCUGCGCUCGCCAAAAGAGGCGUGGCCGCGUUCUGCCCCCCCCCCCCCUCGGUAACGAUCGCCCAUCGUGCCACCCCCCCCCCGUGCCCCCAGCUGACAAACACCGUCGCUCGCAGGCUGCCUCAAAUGGAAUUUGUUCGCCAAUAAAAAUAAUAUAAAAUCCGCACCGCUUACAACCGUUCGUGGCAGCGCCGAGCGGCCUCGUGGCUUUCGUUUUAUUUCAUGUAAAUAAUUAUUACAAAAGACUACAGUUUUUUUUACUCAUUUUGCACAUAGUGUACGCUUCAUCCACCAGCUUUUGCAGAGUGGAAUUAAUGGGGGACAGGUAGCGAUUAAUUGUGAUUUCGUUGAAACUUACACACCGACAUUGGUUACUGUUUUUGUGUGUGUGUGUGUGUAACUAAUUAAAAAUCAUAGUACGGAAAUAAUUCGUCAAAUAAUAAUAAUGACUAUUACUACAACAGUAAUGUCUGCUGCAGCCAAAAUGUGUAGUAUAAGAUUGUUGAGGGUUGCUGAAUUGAUACAAAUGGAGCUCUUUAUAAGCGUUUCACGGUCCGCUACGAUGAGCAGGGAUGUUGCGUGUGUGAAAAAAAAAACAAUCGUCCACGCGUCGUCAAUAGUGGGGGGGGAGUUGUCGAUGUGUGGCCUGUACCUGCACUGAUUGUGUUUCAGCUCGAAUAAACUCAAACGUCGGGGGAAAA